Girardinichthys multiradiatus is the source of this 3232-nucleotide messenger RNA. RefSeq names its product sorting nexin-14-like. The record is from RefSeq and is a predicted model, not a curated record. Gene Ontology annotation, molecular function: phosphatidylinositol-3,5-bisphosphate binding. The coding region runs from base 339 to 3122 and encodes 927 amino acids. The transcript has 28 exons. NCBI's taxonomy places the organism in Eukaryota, Metazoa, Chordata, Actinopteri, Cyprinodontiformes, Goodeidae. Gene Ontology annotation, biological process: autophagosome maturation. Gene Ontology annotation, cellular component: late endosome.
GGACAACAGUUAUUCCGUGUGUCUGUCGGAUCUGGCAACCCGCUGUUGGAUUAAAGCCGUCCUGGCUAAGAGGAAGUCGGUCCGGACUUUUAGAAAAAUGUCCAACAAGAAGUGAACAUUGGUUAAAGCUAUCGGAGGAACCGGAACCCAGAACCGGGAGGUUUAACGGAUUAUUUCUAGAUAAAAUCUGCUUAAUCUCAUAAAGAAGCUUCUCUGCUGGAGGUUCUUAUCGCUACAAUCACCAGCCGAACCAACUGCUUUUAGAACAUGGCUGAUAAAGCGCCGAAUCCUCCGUAGAACCGUGUUUUUGGAGGGUUUCCAGGUGUUUUCCUGACAGGAUGGCGGGUUUGAGGGGCUACAUGGAGGGUCUGAUGCGGGGGCUGAAGGUGGAGGUCCUGCGGGAAACGGGCCGUCAGUACCCGGUGUCCUGCUGCCUGCUGCUGGCCCUGGUGGCUCUCACGGUGCUGCUCAACAGGUACAUCCACAUCUUCAUGGUCUUCUGGUCGCUCCUGGCUGGGAUCAUCACCUUCUACUGCUCGCUGGGACCAGACUCGCUCCUUCCGAACGUCUUUUUCCCCAUAAAGCCGAGGAACAAACGACAGGAGCCUGAGCUGUUUCCUCUGGGCCACAGCUGCGCCGUCUGUGGGAAGAUUAAAUGCAAACGUCACCGGCUGACUCUGCUCCUGGAAAACCACCAGCCCUGGUUGGACCUGAAGGUUCAUUCCAAAGUGGACGCCUCAGUAGCAGAGGUGUUUGAGCUGGUUCUGGAGAAGUUUGUGUACCCCUGGUACAGGGACAUCACAGAGGACGACGCGUGUUUAGACGAAGUCCGGAUGACUUUUCGCUUCUUUGCGUCGGUGCUGAUCCGCAGAGCUCAGAAGGUUGACAUCCCAGCUGUGUUUGCAGACAAAGUGAUGAAGGCUGUGAUGAAGCACAUAGAAAUCAUUGCCAGAGCUCGAGCAAAAGCAAAGAACAUGGAGAACCUGCAGCAGGCAGCUCUGGAGGAAUACGGCGCCAACCUUCACGUCGCUCUGCACAGCCGGAAGGAGGAGCUGCUGUACCUGAGGAAGCUGACGGAGAUGCUGUUCUCCUACGCCAUGCCUUCAAAAGCCACAGACUGCAGGUCUCUCACUCUGCUGCUACGGGAAGUGAUGGUCGGAUCCGUUAUCCUGCCGACUAUGGACUUCGUGGCUGACCCUGAUACUGUGAACCUCAUGGUGCUCAUAUUCGUGGAUGACACUCCGCCAGAAGCAGCCACAGAUCCUCCAUCUCCACUGGUUCCGUUCCUGCAGAAAUAUACCAGCAUCAGCAACAAGAAGCCGUCGGUGCUGAAGUUGGAGCUGAAGGAGAUCAGGAAGCAGCAGGAUCUCCUCUUCCGUUUCCUUAACUUCCUGAAGCAGGAAGGAGCCGUGCACGUCCUGCAGUUCUGCCUCGCUGUGGAGGAGUUCAAUGACAAGAUCCUGAGUCCGGAGCUGAGCGACUCCGAGCUGCAGCGUCUGCACGGCGAGAUGGUCCAGAUCUAUGAGACCUACUGCCUGGACGAAAGCAUCGACAAGAUCAGCUUCGACCCGUUUAUCGUGGAGGAGAUCAGGAACAUCGCCGCGGGGCCGUACAGGAACGUGGUGAAGCUACAGAAGAUGACCUGCCUGUUUGAGGCGUACGAACACGUUCUCUUUCUACUGGAGGGUGUCUUCACGCCGAUGUUCUGCCACAGCGACGAAUACUUCAGACACCUGCUGAAAGGAGCCGAAUCUCCAACCAGAAACUCCAGGAUCAACAGGAACAUGUCGAGGCGGGGCGAGUCGUUCGGGAUCAGCAGGAUCGGCAGCAAAAUCAAAGGUGUGUUCAAAAGCACGACGAUGGAGGGCGCUCUGCUGCCGUCCAGCACCAUCACCGACAUGGAAGACGACAUGGUGGAGGAGGCGACCAUCGUCGUGGAGGACGACUCCCCAGCGGCUCCAACGGCUGCUCCAGUGAACCAGAGAAACCUGUCAGCGUGGAGCGUCUCCAUGCCCUUCAUCGACUUUUACGAUGAUGUGGUGAAGAGGGAGAAGAUCCCCGUCUUCUGCAUCGACGUGGAGCGAAACGACCGAAGGAACGCUGGUCAUGAACCUGAGUUGUGGACGGUUUACAGAAGAUACCUGGAGUUCUACGUGCUGGAGUCUAAACUCACAGAGUUCCAUGGCACAUUUGCAGACGCACAGCUUCCAUCUAAACGGCUCAUCGGACCAAAGAAUUAUGAAUUUCUGGAAUCAAAACGGGAAGAGUUUGAGGAAUAUUUACGGAGGCUCCUGCUGUAUCCUGAGCUCAGUAACAGCCAACUGCUGGCAGACUUCCUGUCUCCGUUCAGCCUGGAGUCCCAGUUUCUGGAUAAGAUGCUGCCGGACGUCAACCUUGGGAAAAUUUUUAAGUCCGUUCCAGGGAAGCUGAUGAAAGAGAAAGGGCAGAACCUGGAGCCCUUCAUCCAGUCCUUCUUCAACUCGUGUGAGUCGCCCAAACCCAAACCGAGCCGACCAGAACUCACCAUCCUCAGCCCGUCUGCAGAGAACAACAAGAAGGUCUUCAACGAGCUGUACAGGAACAACGCCAACCUCUCAGAUGGACCGGAGCGGAAACACAACUCCAACUGCUUCGUAGAGAUGAUGGCCGUGGACGGCAUGUACGACUACAUGAUGUAUGUAGGUCGGGUCGUGUUCCGCAUUCCUGACUGGCUGCACCACAUUCUGGCUGCAGGAAGGAUUCUGUUCAAGAACACCUUUGAGGCCUACAUGGACCAGCACAUGCAGUCCAAGCUGGAGGCCAUCCUGCAGGAGCACCGGGUGGUGUCGCUCAUCACGCAGCUCAGAGAUGCAGUUUUCUGUGAGAACAACCAGGAACGAACUGCAGAGGAUAAACAUCUCAGAGCUAAGCAGACGUUUAAGAAGAUGAUCAGAUAUUUACCAGACUUUGUGGUGAAGUUCAUCGGUGAAGACUCCAGGCAAGAAGGAAUCGAGCUGCUCUUUGACGGUUUGCAGCAGCCGCUUCUCAACAAGCAGAUGACCUACGUCCUGCUGGACAUCGCCAUCCUUGAGCUUUUUCCUGAACUCCACAAGCAGGGGCUGAAGGGAACCUUCAUCGUGUGAACGGGUCGGCUGGUUGAACUCUGCGUCCACAUCAAAGAUCUCCUGCUGGCUCCUAAACAUCACAACGUUCCAGUUUCUGCUCCUGCACUAAUAAACUCGUAUUUAUUCCC